This is a messenger RNA of Anolis carolinensis (green anole), 2645 nucleotides long. It is a transcript of the gene iqcb1, whose product is annotated as IQ motif containing B1. Gene Ontology annotation, biological process: cilium assembly. The record is from RefSeq and is a predicted model, not a curated record. Bases 172 to 2007 code for a protein of 611 amino acids. Lineage: Eukaryota; Metazoa; Chordata; Lepidosauria; Squamata; Anolidae. The transcript has 15 exons. Gene Ontology annotation, molecular function: calmodulin binding. Gene Ontology annotation, cellular component: cilium.
GCCCUUGUGCCCUCACCAUGGCAACUGGCCGUUGCUAGGGAAAGCCUCACUAGUACUUCCGGUCGGUUGAGAAGUGGAUCAGGAAUGCUUUGGGGCCUGAAGAUAACCUGAGAAGAAGCGUUGUUCUUCAGAUCUUCUAAAAGAGUGCGCCUGCCAUUGUUAUCUUAUGAAAUGAAGCCAUUACCUGUGGAUCCCAGAAUAUUGUCACUGGCUGCCCAGGUCACUGAAAGCUCUGGUCAGGAUGUCCCUGGGUUACUGCUGAAAUUAAAAGAUAUUUUAACAAGUGCUCUCCCUGGAAGUAAUGAAUUACAAAAAAUUAAGCAAGACUUAUACUAUUAUGAUCUGGUUCAAUACUGCCUUUUUGUCCUUAAGCAAGAUUAUACAGGAGUGUUGGGAGGUUGGACUACUGCUGCCCAGUUAGCAGAGAUACUAAGCAUAUGUUGUGUGGGUCUUGAGGUGAAAGAAGAACCUGAGGAAUUUUUCAAUAAGCUGCUUCCUUCUGCUGUAGACAAUCUCCUCUUCCUAGGAAGGCGCCUGGAAGCACUAUUUAGCCCUGCAGUCAAGGAUGAAGAACGGAGUGAAUUUUCACAUAAUUUCAAGACUGUAACUGAUGCCCUCUGCAGGCUGUGUGAAGGGCAUGUUCAACUGACAGUAAAAGUGCUUCAGAAUGAACAAUUUCAGCAACUGUUGAAAACUGAUGACAUCGAAAUCUCAACUGUAACUAUGUCUAUUUUGGAGAAGAUUUUAAAAAUCAACACUACUGUGUUACUUGAACUACCAGAAAAGUCCCUGCACUGCAUUUUAGAUGAACUUGUUUACAAGCUUUCUUCUUCCACAAAUCCUGUUAUAGGAAGCACAGCUAUAAAACUGUUACUCUUGAUCACAAAAUCUGAUACCCAACUUUUGAUGACAUUAGUUCUCCGCUACAAAGGGCUACAAACUCUUCUUAGCAAGCAAUGGACUGGCAAAGGAUUUGACAGGAACCUCAAUCAACUUAUGGACUUGCUGUAUUCUGAAAACUACAAAGUUGGCAAAACACAGAGACUACAACAAGCAGCAUGCUUAAUCCAGGCAGCGUGGAGAGGAUAUCAGACCCGGAAAAGAUUAAAGCAACUUCCAAAAGCAGUAACUACUUUGCAGAGGAAUUUUAGAGCUAAACGAGAACGGGAGCUGCAAAUUUUAAGAAAACAGAAAGAAGAAGAGGACCUCCACCAACAACUACAUCUUCAAAGACAGAGAGCCAUGAGGAUGUUUCAUGAGCGGCAGCUUACGAUGUUGGAAAUAGUCCAUGCAGGUCAGGUAGAUAAGCAUAUGCUAGAAAUAAAGGAGAAAUCAGCCUUAACAAUCCAAAGAUAUUGGAGAGCAUUUAAGACAAGAAGAAAUUUUCAGUUGCAAAAAAAAUCUCUUCAACAAUAUAAGGCAGCUGUCAUCCUUCAGAGAGCAGUGCUUAGGUUUUUGGAAAAGCAAAGGAAAAGAAGGGCCUAUUCUUUCUGGAAACAGUCCAGGUCCCUCUCUGACGAAGAGAGGUUAUCCCUGCAGCAAAAAGUGGAUGACCACAUCCGACUGCAUCCGUUAUGCCAUUUGAACUUGGUAAUUCUGGCCUAUCUCUCACUACAGAAGCGGGCUUCUGAGAUGUCAGAAGAAAUGAGCAGGGAACUUCAUCAUCAAGCCCAGGAAAACCUGGCGAAGUAUUUGCUGAGACGAAGCCAAGACCACAAGGCAGAACAGCACCGAGAGGCUUUGCUAGCCCAGGUCCAUACAGAUGUGGAUCAACUUAUGUGUGCAGCCAGUCUCACAGAAUCUACUGUAAAAGAUCUGAAUGAUUUUGUGAGUAGAUCUGUUCCUGUGAUAGCUAAAGCCAAACAGUCACACAUCACCAUGUUAAAAUACACGCAGUCACCUUGGUGGAAGAAGAUUGGGGAAGAAUUUUCUGAUGAAGAUGUCAUCUCAGAAGAUCUACUGAGUUCUGAAUUGGGAGCCUUGUUCAUUGGAGGAAGUAAAACGUAAUUGGGAGAGAAGAAAAGAAAUCGUAGCUAAUACCAAUGUGAUGGUGCAUUACGUCAUCUUCAGAUAACCUUAUUCCAAGAAAUUAUAGGAGGCAGUUCCUACAACACUGUAGGAUGAAAUACUUAAUUUUUCAAAGAGUUCCAUUUUUGUAAAAUGGAUUUGUACUUGGCCAAAUACAAAUUAUAUAGCUGCUAGGUUUUUGAACUAGAUCUCUACAUUAUAGAUGCAGAGGUUUGCAAAAGAAUCUAUUUUUCAGUUGAAAUAACCAGAAAAUGUUAAAAACCUGUGUAAUUCUAUUUGUUAAAGUAGGAUUCUCAGUGUGAUCUUAUGUAGAUAGAUGCUGAAUAUUAAGCACAGACAAGGAAAUAGAUAUAGGACAGCAACAAUGGGGGACAAUAUAACUUGCUUUAGCAACACAUACACUAAAAUUGGAACAAUAGAGAGAAGAUUAGCAUGGCCCCUGUGCAAAGAUGACACAGAUUCGUGAAGCAUUUCAUGUUUUUUAUUUUUUGUUCUGUGUUCUUUUGGUUGCUAUUAUUACUAUGUACAUUGUAUUUUUGUUGUUGUUGUUGUAAGCAGCCCCGUGUCCCUUUUGGGAGAGGGGGUGGGAUACAAAUAAAGUAUUAUUAUUAUUAUUA